AUGGAGAUUGUUGUCAUUUUCGGAUGCUUACUGGAAGAUGGCCUUUGCAGACCCUCUGAGACCUGCGCCAAUGACGGAGUGUUUGGAAGGUGCCAGAAGGUUCCCACAACAGACAUCUACCGCUAUGAGGUGUCGCCUGGGGUCCAGCAGCGCCUGAGGGCCACCUUGCAGCAGCUGUCCCGAGCAGGUUUCACAUGGCAGGAUGACUACACCCAGCAUGUGCUGGCCCAGGAGCUGUCACAUGUCCCCAGAACCUACCUGCGGCGUCCGGAGGCUGCCCAUCUGGCCAGAAGCUGGAAGCCGAGUGUCAAUGAUGAAAGGAGGUAUGGUCUGGAGGGCGACCUCAUGCUGGCCAAGGCCCUUGAGCCCUACCUGCCGUACCUGGAGGCCCUGUCCAAGGCUGAUGCCUCAGAUGUGCUCCCCAGGAUGAAGCCAGACAGACGGGCAGCUCAGGAUGAGGACCCUCAGGACAACAGCAUGCUGACCUAUGGGGCCCAAACGUCCGCUCUAGCCUACGCCCCUUCCUCUAGGCCUGGGCACCACUCGGGCCUCCCACUGCAGACCCUCAGCCAGCUCCAGCCAGACGAGCUCAGUCCUCAGGGGGACAGCCGAGUGCAGAAGCGGACACUGCUCCUGAAGCUGAUGGCCUACUUGUCUAUGAUCCCUGCCUCGCCCACCAAGGCUGGCCCCCUCACGCCCUACGAUCUCAUGCGCAUGCCAUGGAGAAUCUCCAGUAAGCGGCUUUCACUUCCAGAAGACCCCAAUGACCCCCCAGGCACAGGUGAUGGGCAGAUGCCAGGUACCUGGGAGACAGGCACCUUCAAGGUGCACACUUCCCUGUGCAUCCAGAAAAGGGAAGGUGUCAUGUCUAUGCCAGGUGAAUUCAGCAGCUGGUACUGGAGGGAGAGUGAUGAAGAUGGUGAUAGUGAUAAUGAUAGUGAUGACAAAGAUGAUGAUGGUGAUGAUGAUAGUGAUGAAGAAAGUGAAGAUGAUGGCAGUGGUGGCGAUGGUGGUGAUGGUGACAAUGGUGGUGAUGGUGGUGGUAAUGAUGUUGAUGGCGGUGAUGAUGGAGCACGUGUGCAGAAUCUCCUGAAGGACCCAAGACAACACCACGUUGAUGAGGAGACGCUGGGCCCCCUGGACCUCGACGAAGUGGCCCGUGUGACUGCUGGCACCGUGCACGGUGUGGGCACAGCGGGGGAGUGGGAUCCCUGGAGAGGAGCUGGAGGGAAGCCAGGGGAGCCGGCAGGCAGCUCAGAAGCAGCUCUGUUCAAAGUCAGCGACGAGCGCGGGGACAGCAUUCAAGAGGCUGGCAUGGAAGCUGGCAUGUCGCUCGACUCGAAGCGAGAACGUAGGAAUAGGUACCAGCUCCACCAGGACAAGGUGUUUGCGAGGCAGUCAGUGAUCAAGAGGACUCCCACCCACCCUGAGGGCUGGAGGGUCUGGAAGGUGCCUGGGUGGGGUGGUUGUGUUCAGGAGGGCAAGGUCAACCUUGCGAGCCUUGGCCUUGGGGACAUCCUGCAGGACCCUGGGUCUCGACUCCCACUGGGAGCCCCACCUGCUGUGGAGACCAAGAAAUCAGAGGACCCCGAAGCCUCCUUGUCUUCCGAGGAGGACACUGCCGGCGUGGAAAAUGUGAAGAGUCAGACCUACUCCAAAGAGCUGUUGGGGAGGCUGCCGCAUAUGGAGUCCCAGGUUGACGGAUUCGGGGAGUUCCCACACUGGGUCCCCGGGCCCUCGCGGGAGGACUCGCGCCUCAGAGCAGGAGCUCGGAGCGGCCCCAAUGAGGGCUUGCGGCUGGAGGUCAAGUCUCCCGAAGAGGAGCACGGCUACAUCGUGACAGACCAUGACCCCCUGAGCCUGGAGAAAGGGAAGGAGUUGCUGGAGGACAUCACACGUCUGCUCGAGAUGCCGACCAACAUCGUUGCAGACACCGAUGUCCUGGGACCAGCAGUGACCUUCAGAGUGGGCGCCAACAUCCAGAAUGUGACGACCGCGGAUGUGGCGAAGGCAGCAGUCGACAACAAAGACAAGCUGGAAAGAUCAUCGGGACUGAAAAUCCUUCAGGCCGGAGUGGGGUCGAAAAGCAAACUCAGGCUCCUGCCCCACCCGGCAGAGCAAGAGGACUCCACCAAGUUCGCGGUGCUCACCCUGCUGUCAGUGGCUGUCAUCCUGGGUGUCCUCCUGGCUUCCGGCGUCAUCUACUGCCUGCGGCACAACUCUCACCACCGGCUCAAGGAGAAGCUCUCCGGCCUCGGGGGGGACCCCGGCCCAGAUGCCACCGCUGCCUACCAGGAGCUGUGCCGUCAGCGCAUGGCCGUGCGCACGUCCGAUCGCCCGGAGGCCCCGCACGCAUCCCGGGUCAACAGCGUGUCCUCGCAGUUCAGCGACGGGCCAAUGCCCAGCCCUUCCGCUCGGAGCAGCACCUCCUCCUGGUCCGAGGAGCCGGCACCGCCCAACAUGGACAUCUCCACCGGCCACAUGGUCCUGGCCUACAUGGAGGACCACCUGAAGAACAGGAACCGGCUGGAGAAGGAGUGGGAGGCGCUGUGUGCCUACCAGGCGGAGCCCAACGCCGCGCUCGUGGCCCAGAGGGAGGAGAACACGCCCAAGAACCGCAGCCCAGCCGUGCUGACCUAUGACCACUCCAGGAUCCUGCUGAAGUCAGAAAACAGCCACAGCAACUCGGACUACAUCAAUGCCAGCCCCAUUAUGGAUCACGACCCCCGGAACCCUGCCUAUAUCGCCACCCAAGGACCACUGCCGGCCACCGUGGCUGACUUCUGGCAGAUGGUGUGGGAGAGCGGCUGCGUGGUCAUCGUCAUGCUGACCCCCCUGUCAGAGAACGGUGUCCGGCAGUGCUGCCAUUACUGGCCCGACGAAGGCUCCAACCUCUACCACGUCUACGAGGUGAACCUGGUCUCCGAGCACAUCUGGUGUGAGGACUUCCUCGUGAGGAGCUUUUACCUGAAAAACCUUCAAACCAACGAGACGCGCACAGUGACCCAGUUCCACUUCCUGAGCUGGUAUGACCAGGGAGUGCCGUCCUCCACGAGGUCCCUCCUGGAUUUCCGCAGAAAAGUAAACAAGUGCUACAAAGGCCGCUCUUGUCCAAUAAUUGUCCACUGCAGCGACGGCGCAGGCAGGAGCGGCACCUACAUCCUGAUCGACAUGGUUCUCAACAGGAUGGCCAAAGGCGCUAAAGAGAUCGAUAUCGCUGCCACCCUGGAGCACUUGAGGGACCAGAGGCCAGGCAUGGUCCAGACAAAGGAGCAGUUUGAGUUUGCGCUGACGGCGGUGGCCGAGGAGGUGAAUGCCAUCCUCAAGGCCCUCCCCCAGUGA
This is a messenger RNA of Miniopterus natalensis, 3342 nucleotides long. Lineage: Eukaryota; Metazoa; Chordata; Mammalia; Chiroptera; Miniopteridae. The record is from RefSeq and is a predicted model, not a curated record.